GUAAAAUCAAAGCACAAAUAAAUACACUUUAGUACAGUACUUGACUAAAUGUACUUAGUUAGGUUCCCUCUGCAUUUGGAAACUGUCAAAAUGAAUACCACACAAUAUAUAUGAAACUGUGAGAGUGCACAAUAACAGCCCAGCUGAAGUAGAAACUAACCCAAUGCUGUCCUGCUCCCACACACCUGUUAAUCAUUCAGCUGAUUCCGCAGGAAGUCUACAAAUUUUGUCAGCACCAACAUGAUGUGAUCAUUCAGUCAUGGGGACUCAGCUUUACCUAUGUGUGAUAAUCAUUGCUGUUUAUGCAGUAGCUCUUGCCAAUGCAGAGAUCCAAGUAGUCUGUGCAAAAGACUCGGUAGAAAUCACCUGGAAGAUCAGUGCCGAGUUGGUGCCACACGCAGGUCGUCUCUUCCUGGGAAGCUGCAUGCCAUCUAAGUUGAAUGUUUUGCCCACCGGAGAGGGAGAAGUGCUCUUUAACUACAAAUUCCCUGAAUGCAAAUUUAAAAGACUGAUGAAAGGAAAACGUCUCUCCUAUAAAAAUGAGCUGACUUACAGGCCGCAGCCAAAGUCCAAACCUGCAGCCUUUGUGUAUCCUAUUGAGUGUGUUUAUAAAAGACCUGAGGGGUGGAUUCCCCCUUUCCUGAACCCUGGAUCAGGUACUUCUGAAGGUCGAGGAGGGCUGGUCUUCCACAUGGCACUCCUCAAUGAGCAAUUAACAAAUGUAGCAAAGACAAAUGUCAUCCCCCUGGGCUCGUUCAUGCCAAUAUGGGCGUCAGUGGAGCAGAAGUCUCAUCAACCCUUGCUGCUGCUCAUGGAGGAAUGUGUGGCAGCCAGUACACCAGAGCUGCAGCCUAGCAGCCAGGUUUACCCCAUCAUCAGCAAUAAGGGGUGUCUUUUGGAAAGCAUGGUGGGAAACUCUGUGUUCCUCCCUCGGUACCACUCGUCUGCAGUCAUCCUUUACCUGCAGUCCUUCAAGUUCGGUCCUGGAGAGUUGUACAUUCACUGUAAGCUGGUUGCAUGGGAUCCUGCAGUUGUUGACAAAACCAAGAAAGCCUGCAAUUAUGUAAAGGAACAUGGGAGAUGGGAACUACUCGAUGACCCCUCUCAGAGCGCUGUCUGUAGCUGCUGUGAUUCAACCUGCACGUCCCGCUCCAAAAGAGGAGUGGAAUGGGAAUCCCACAGCUUCAGUCACAAAUCUGUGUUAGGACCCCUGAUCAUCGUGGAUCCAUCUGACUCAAAGUCUCACAGCAAAUCAGAGGAAAGCCCCAGCGUUAGCUGAUGGAGACGAGGAGGAGCAGCAUGAUCUCAGCCUCCUGACUGACAAGAUGUUGGGACACCAGCUUUGCAUCACUUCAACUUUAAAUUGUCUGCAGACUAAUUUAACCGACUGUACAAUAAAACCUUGUGUAAAUGCCUGA
Dicentrarchus labrax (European seabass) is the source of this 1418-nucleotide messenger RNA. It is a transcript of the gene zp3f.2, whose product is annotated as zona pellucida glycoprotein 3f, tandem duplicate 2. The transcript is spliced from 10 exons. Lineage: Eukaryota; Metazoa; Chordata; Actinopteri; Moronidae. Gene Ontology annotation, cellular component: extracellular matrix. Gene Ontology annotation, molecular function: acrosin binding. Gene Ontology annotation, biological process: egg coat formation; binding of sperm to zona pellucida; positive regulation of acrosome reaction. The record is from RefSeq and is a predicted model, not a curated record. The coding region runs from base 260 to 1279 and encodes 339 amino acids.